Molecule: messenger RNA, 285 nt
Organism: Penicillium manginii
Lineage: Eukaryota; Fungi; Ascomycota; Eurotiomycetes; Eurotiales; Aspergillaceae
Exons: 1
Coding region: 1-285 (94 amino acids)
Source: RefSeq, a predicted model, not a curated record
AUGCGUCUGUCUCUGAUAGCAUUGACCACCUCCUUGGCCGUUGCAGCUAUUUCUGCUCCGGUGAUGAAGCGCAACGAAGAUGCGGAGGAUUUGGGUGUCGGCCUUGGAGUUGUCAUUGACAAGCGCAAUGAAGAUGCGGAGGAUUUGGGUGUCGGCCUUGGAGUUGUCAUUGACAAGCGCAAUGAAGAUGCGGAGGAUUUGGGUGUCGGCCUUGGAGUUGUCAUUGACAAGCGCAAUGAAGAUGCGGAGGAUUUGGGUGUUGGCCUUGGAGUUGGUAUCAAUUGA